AUGACUUUGCUUUCGUUGUCUGGCUCUGGAUUCGGAGGAGAUCGGGUCCAGGAUUCAGUGACUCAUGAUCAUGCCCCUGACUUCACGUUGGAAACGAUAUGUCCGGCGGAGAAUAUUUGGGAGGUUGAGGCGAAGGUCUUUCGCUAUCCAGUAUGCUUUGAGACGAGAUGGGGACUUGGACAAAGAUCUCACCAGGUCAAUGAAUCUGGUACUACCGGGGAUAAUAUAAUAGGUUCAGCUGCUGCGACAGAAGGGAUUGUUGGUGUAGUUGCAGAAUCAACUACACAGCAAGAACAAGAUGCAGAUACCGAUUCUCUACUUGACAGUUCGAGCUUUCUUUCGUUCGAAGAUUGGAAGAAACAGAACCUGGCCAAGGUUGGGCAGUCUGCUGAGAAUGUGGGAGGUAACAGGCGGGCUGUGGCAGCCGGGAAAGAACGACGUCAGCCGGGGAUUAACAAUGCACUGGAUUCGUUGGGGGACGAUGCUGAAAUCGAACUGGACUUCGGCGGCUUCGGGGCUGAGACGCCCGAGGCUAGCCCUACGGCUUGGGGUACACCGAUUCCAUCGCCUCACGCCGAUCAUCUUGACGGAGAGAGCGAAGAUGAUCUUCACACCCAGCGCUCGCAGAAAGCAGAUAUUUCGCGCCGGAAAGAUGCCGGGACAACAUGCAAAGAGCGAUUCAACUACGCCUCUUUUGAUUGCGCCGCUACUGUGCUCAAGACAAAUCCAGAGUGCAAAGGAUCUUCGGCUGUCUUGGUUGAGAACAAGGAUAGUUACAUGUUGAACGAAUGUCGUGCCCAGAAUAAGUUCUUGAUUUUGGAAUUGUGUGACGAUAUCCUUGUGGAUACUGUCGUACUGGGCAACUAUGAGUUCUUUAGCUCCAUCUUCCACACGUUCCGCGUGAGUGUAUCGGAUCGAUACCCCGCGAAGCCGGACCAGUGGAAAGAAUUGGGUGUUUACGAAGCACGGAAUACUCGGGAAGUGCAGGCCUUUGCGGUCGAGAACUCGCUUAUAUGGGCUCGAUACCUUCGUAUCGAGUUCUUGACGCACUAUGGCCAUGAGUUCUACUGCCCAGUUAGUCUUAUCCGUGUGCAUGGAACAACCAUGAUGGAGGAGUAUAAGCAUGAUGAGAGUGUUGGUCGCAGCGAGGCUGAAGAUGAAGAAAUCAUGGAACCGGUUGAAACUGUAGAAAAUCCCAGCGAUGCACAGACGGACUCAUCUGUACCUCUGGUGGAUGAGAUCAUUCAGGAGGAGGAAAUGAUCAGUGAUCAAGUUCCUGAAAUUUGCCCUGCUUCCCUUACUGAAACGGAACUGCAUCUUUUGGGGCUGGUACAUCAGGCUGCCGAGGUUUGCCAUGCCAGUGAACGGCCUCCUGUAGAGGUCAUUCCCGACGAAACUGCUACAACAGAUCCAGCAAAGUCACCGCGUGAGGAUUCAACAGGCUCCACAGGAAAUACUCCUGCCACACAACCUGGCUCAUCGGCUCCGCCCAGGGUAGCAGAAGAUCGGAAAUCGGGAGAUUCUCUCAAGGCGAUGCUGACAACCCCUGAUGCCUCCGUUGUAGCUGCAGAGCCAGCUGUACAUAAUGCAACCGUGGAGAGCACCGGAAAAUCAACGACAAACCCUAAGGAGGAGAACAACCCGCCACCCGAGUCUACUAGACCUACGUCCACACAGCCCCCCUCUUCCAAUCCAACCACCCAAGAGUCCUUUUUCAAAUCGGUCCACAAACGGCUCCAAAUGCUCGAGUCCAACUCCACCCUCUCCCUACUUUAUAUUGAAGAACAGUCCCGGAUUCUUCGCGAUGCAUUCAACAAAGUUGAGAAACGACAGCUCUCAAAGACUUCCAACUUCCUCGAAAACCUGAAUGUGACCGUUCUCAGCGAGCUAAAAGACUUCCGAGAGCAAUAUGACCAGGUCUGGAAAUCUGUCGCUUUCGAAUUCGAACAUCAACGCAUGAAGUAUCACCAGGAAGUACACUCUAUCAGCUCCCAGCUGGGGGUUCUAGCCGACGAGCUUGUUUUUCAGAAACGAGUGACACUAGUCCAGAGCAUCAUGGUUCUCUGCUGCUUUGCACUGGUUCUCUUCUCCCGGGGCUCAGGCAGCAACUACAUGGAAUUCCCCCGAGUCCAGAGAAUGGUCGCUCGUUCCUACAGUCUACGAUCAUCUUCACCUGUCUUCGCCUCCCCAUCUGCUAGCCCCGGGUCCACCCGGCCCACCUCUUCCUACCAUGAGAAUGCCGACCACCGACGAAACCUAUCAGAUAGUUCCUCACAAGAAAGUCCUGCUAGCCCAACAGCUCCCUACGUGCCACCAACGCCGACUUCUCCCCUCUCUCACGAGAUGGACGAUGAGAAGAUUAACACGCCACAGUCCCCAGACUCAAUGUCUGAGUCUGUACCUAUACUUGGGACGCCACAGUUCCGAUCGCAUAGCACUCCACCUGUGAUGAACAUCCAUACUCCGGAACUAGACCCAGAUAACUUUGCGAUGGCAUCUGAACUGGAGAUAUCUGACGAGGCGUCUCUAACCCCAUGA
Messenger RNA from Penicillium longicatenatum, 2538 nucleotides. RefSeq names its product Sad1/UNC domain protein. The coding region runs from base 1 to 2538 and encodes 845 amino acids. The record is from RefSeq and is a predicted model, not a curated record. Gene Ontology annotation, cellular component: cytoplasm; membrane. The transcript has a single exon. Lineage: Eukaryota; Fungi; Ascomycota; Eurotiomycetes; Eurotiales; Aspergillaceae. Gene Ontology annotation, biological process: protein folding in endoplasmic reticulum.